This is a messenger RNA of Suillus clintonianus, 339 nucleotides long. RefSeq lists its product as uncharacterized. Gene Ontology annotation, molecular function: RNA polymerase II cis-regulatory region sequence-specific DNA binding; DNA-binding transcription factor activity, RNA polymerase II-specific. The record is from RefSeq and is a predicted model, not a curated record. Lineage: Eukaryota; Fungi; Basidiomycota; Agaricomycetes; Boletales; Suillaceae. Gene Ontology annotation, biological process: regulation of transcription by RNA polymerase II. The annotation marks the transcript as partial. The transcript is spliced from 2 exons.
CUCUUCGAAGACGCGGGUCCUUAUCUGCGCGAGACGUUGCACAUACCACCAUACAAGGAAGUCAACUUGUCGGCCCUUCCGGAUCCUCCUGAAGGGGAGAAACCAAAUCAGCCAUAUCCUAUACUUAUCAAGCUAGCAAUUUACGGAAGCCCGAACAAGCAGCUCACUCUCCAAGAGAUAUACACAACGCUCGAGGAUCGUUUCCAAUGGUUCAAGGUUCGACGACACGAGAAGGCUUGGAAGAACUCGAUUCGCCAUAACCUUUCCUUGAACAAAGUCUUCAAACAUGUGCCACGUGCCAUUACAGAGCCAGGGAAAGGAAGCUAUUGGCAACUCGAC